Molecule: messenger RNA, 1209 nt
Organism: Lolium rigidum
Lineage: Eukaryota; Viridiplantae; Streptophyta; Magnoliopsida; Poales; Poaceae
Product: E3 ubiquitin-protein ligase MBR2-like
Exons: 5
Coding region: 16-1020 (334 amino acids)
Molecular function (GO): ubiquitin protein ligase activity
Source: RefSeq, a predicted model, not a curated record
GGGAACUCCGUUCGAAUGGCCCACGACGGCGCGGCGGAGCGGCGGCGGGUGGCGCUGCGGGUCCUCCUCGCGCGCGGCGAGGGUUCUUCCUCCUCCCCGUCGCCGCGGCCGGAGGAGGCGCGGAGCAAGCAGGGGCUGGCGUCGGCCCUGCGCGGGCUCGGGUGCACGUCGGCCGCCGCGUCGCUGGCCCACGCGCCGGUCGCCGCGUCGACGGUGGAGGCCGUCCGCUCUUCGGCCGAGGAGGAGGAGUGGCGGGGGAGCCGGCGGCGGCGGAGGAAGGAGCGGAGGAACGCGAGGGCCGCGGUAGGUGGCGGCGGCGGCGGAGGAGGGGUUGCCGGGGACGUGUGGUGCACGUGCACGCCGGGGAUACCGUUCGCCGCCGAGGCGUCUUCGGUGGACUGCGUCGUGGCGCGGCACCAGCCGGCGGGCGCGGGGCGCCGCGGCGAGGGGGAGAGGCGACACAGGGAGAGGGCUGCCGAUCACCGGGCUCGCAGGGUGACCAUGCGGGAGCACAUCUCCUCGUCGUUCAUGGACUCGCCGCCACGCUUCCACAUGCCGUUCCACGAUGCCGACCUCCUGCAUUCAGGCCGCCACCGCCACAUCACUGGAUUCAGCCACUCCCACGCCAGGACCGAAGAAGAGAUAAUGAUGUUCCGAACGAGACUAUUGUUGGGAAGAAUGGGCAUGUAUGAUCAAUACCAGGAUUGGCGCCUUGACGUUGAUAACAUGAAUUAUGAGGAGCUCCUCGCUCUCGAGGAAAGGAUUGGGUAUGUGAGCACAGGGCUGCGUGAAGAUGAGAUCGUUCGCGGCCUUAGGAUGGUCAAACACUCGGCGUUCGACCGCAAGCAUUGUUCGACAGAAGCAGAGAGGAGCUGCAGCAUUUGUCAAGAAGAGUAUGAAGCUAGCGAGGAAAUAGGGAGGCUGAACUGUGGGCACGGCUACCACGUGCACUGCAUCAAGCAGUGGCUCUCUCGGAAGAACGCUUGCCCAAUUUGCAAGAUCGCCGUCUCAAAGCCAUGAGAUUCCCUUGGCCACAUACUUUUUGUUCCGGUACAGUACUUGUAUGCAUUCAUGUCUGAAAGGUGUGUCAUGUUUGUUCUUCCGUGUAGUUGUACUUGUACAGCCCUCUGCUGCUCUGCAUAUAAACAUUGUUGAUGUAAAAAAAACACAGGCACACAUGUGCAUAUAGAAACGACGUUUUUGUUCUUC